Messenger RNA from Dentiscutata heterogama, 1526 nucleotides. The record is from the annotation of a GenBank genome assembly. Lineage: Eukaryota; Fungi; Glomeromycota; Glomeromycetes; Diversisporales; Gigasporaceae.
GCUUCGAUUAUUUUGGCCGAACUACAACCCCGCAGCAAACUGACAUCGCUCAGGACAUCUUUUUAAAGUUGUACAAAAAUGGUUACCUUAAUGAAGAUGUCGUGAUUCAAUUAUUCUGUGAAAAAUGUCAACGGUUUCUUGCGGAUCGUUUCGUAGAAGGAACCUGUCCCAAAUGUAGCUAUGAGGAUGCUCGAGGAGAUCAAUGUGAUCAUUGUGGUCAACUUCUUAACUCUAUAGAACUUAUAAAUCCACGAUGUAAAACAGAUGGUAGUACACCUAUUACAAGGAAAUCGAAUCAUAUGUUCUUAGAUUUGUCAAAAUUGCAACAAAAAGUUGAAAAUUGGAUAGAAAAAGCUAGUGUCGAGGGUAAAUGGUCAGCUAAUAGCAAAACUAUUACUCAAUCUUGGCUUAAAGAAGGGUUAAAACCUCGCUGUAUUACUCGUGAUCUUAACUGGGGCACUCCGGUGCCACUUGAAGAAAUGAAACAAAAAGUGUUUUAUGUUUGGUUCGAUGCUCCUAUUGGUUACUUUUCUAUAACGGCAAACUACACGAAUGAAUGGGAAAAAUGGUGGAAGAAUCCAGAUCAGGUCAAAUUAUAUCAAUUUAUGGGAAAAGAUAAUGUUCCUUUCCAUACUGUUAUGUUUCCUUGUUCAUUAUUGGGUACGGACGAGGAAUGGACCUUGUUGCAUCAUAUAAGUACUACCGAAUAUCUUAAUUAUGAAAAUGCAAAGUUUUCCAAAUCCCGUGGUAUUGGAGUAUUUGGUGAUGAUGCGAUAGACACUGGAAUACCUGUUGCUGUCUGGAGAUAUUAUUUGAUUUCAAGUCGUCCAGAAACAAAUGAUUCUACAUUCACUUGGAAAGAAUUUAUUGCCAAGAAUAAUAACGAAUUGUUGGCUAACCUUGGAAACUUUGUCAACCGCGUCAUUAAAUUUGUCACUGCUAAGUUUAAUAGCACUAUUCCAUCUUUCUCUUAUGACUCCGAAUCUGAACAAGAGCUCAUAAAGAACAUCAAUAACUUGUUAACGAAUUAUAUUGAUGCGCUAGAAAAUAUCAAAUUACGUGCAGGUCUCGAAACAGCUAUGGAGAUUUCACGACAGGGUAAUGGUUACCUACAGGAUUCCAAACUCGAUAACGCUUUGUUUGGAAACAAACCUGAGAAAUGCGCUUCGGUUAUUGGUAUUUCGGUAAAUUUGAUUUAUCUCCUUUCUGCCGUAUUUAGUCCAUAUAUGCCGUCCGUCAGUGAGUCUAUUGUCCGUCAAUUGAAUGCACCACUGAGGAAUAUUCCCGAUACGUUUAUAAUGGAUAUUGAACCUGGCCACCAAAUUGGUAAAGCCGAAUAUCUUUUCAAGAGGAUUGAUGAAAAAAUGGGUGAGGAAUAUAUUAAUAGGUUUGCUGGUGAGUCAAAAGACAAAAUAAAAACAGGUAAAAAAAGUAAAAAAACAUCUAAGUCAGCUAAUAAUGCAAAAACAAGUGAAAACCAAACCUCCCUCCAAGCCCAAAUACAACAACCACCCAAAUAUAACUAA